UUUUUGUGUUUGUGGAGCCAGAGUUGUAAACUAAGCGCGUGCUAGAGGAAAAUCGCGGGGUUGAAAAUAAGCGUGCAGAUUUACCGAGCCGUUCAGCACUGUGAGUCGUGGAUCGCGAGAGUUUCGCUCGGCAGCGCGAGAGCAUCGCUCCUCGAGUGAGGCGAGAGAGCCCCGACGAACCGCCUUCUCUCCAUCACUGCUCCACCAUUUUGUUGAGUUUUUUCGGCCAUACCGGUAGCGUGCGGGUGCUCUGCAGCAGCGAGGCUUUUGUUUUCGCUUUGUGGAAGGGGCGUUCAGCUCUUGCCCUCGUUGGGGGCUAUCGGCCGAUAGCUUCAGAGCAGGGCACAACAGCUCGCGCCUUUUUUAACGAAAUUCACUCAAUUUCGUUUUUUUUACCUCAGACUUUUACGUUGGCCGUAUUAGUCGUUAUCCAGCGGGGGUCCUGGAUCGGGUGAAACGGGAGAAACUGGCAGUCGGCGAAGGAAAAUAAGUGAAAGCGUGGCUUGACCGGUCCAGCUAACGCAGUUAGCCUGAAGCGCCGCAGCUGCUGCAUCCCAUUGUUUUGUUUUGGCACCGGCUUUAUUCUCCCGUCACUCCCCGAUCUCGGAUCCCGCGCUCCCGCGAAUCGUCGGCGCCUCUUGAUUGGAGCACUUUUAACGCUUUUAAUCGUAUUUGUUUUGCAGCUGAAUCCGUUUUAGUUCGAUAUUAAACAUGUGCUCCCGGGUGUGGUUUGUGACCGAUCGGCGCAUCAGCCAGGAGUAUCCUCAAGUUCAGAUCCUGCGGGCUCUGAAGGAGCGAUGUGCGGAGGACGACGUUGAGUUCCGUUAUCUGUUAAUGGAUGAGAUUGUCAUAACGAUCACCAAUGGACAGCUAGGGAUCCGGGUGGGGCAGGAGGUGGUGACGUCAUACCCGCAGGUAGCUGUGGUGCGUGUUCCUACUCCGUGGGUGCAGUCCGACAGUGACAUCACAGUUCUGAGGCACCUGGAGAAGAUGGGAUGCCGCCUGGUCAACCGGCCCCAGGCCAUCCUUAACUGCGUCAACAAGUUCUGGACCUUCCAGGAGCUGGCUGGACAUGGAGUCCCACUGCCUGAUACUUAUUCCUACGGUGGCCAUGACAACUUCCGUAAGAUGAUCGAUGAGGCAGAGCCAUUGGGUUACCCCGUUGUGGUGAAAAAUGCUCGCGGACACAGAGGUAAGGCGGUGUUCCUGGCGCGGGACAAGCAUCACCUGGCCGACCUUUGUCACCUGAUUCGGCAUGAGGCGCCGUACCUGUUCCAGGAGUAUGUGAAGGAGAGCCAUGGGCGGGAUGUGCGUGUGGUGUUGGUAGGCGGCAGGGUCAUUGGGUCCAUGCUGCGCUGCUCCACGGACGGACGCAUGCAAAGCAACUGCUCCCUCGGUGGUGUGGGCAUGAUGUGUCCUCUGAGUGAACAGGGCAAGCAGCUAGCUGUGCAAGUGUCCAACAUCCUGGGCAUGGAUGUGUGCGGGAUCGACCUGCUGCAGCUCAAUGAUGGCUCCUUUGUGGUGUGUGAGGCCAACGCCAACGUGGGGUUCAUUGCCUUCGACCAGGCCUGUGGGAUGGAUGUGGCUGGCAUUGUGGCAGACUACGCCCUGUCGCUCCUCCCCAGUCGCCUCAACCGCAAGAUGUCGUUGCUGUCCGUGGUGUCCAGUGCCAGCGAGACCAGCAGUGAGCCUGAGGUGUGCAUCCCCACCGAAGUGUGUAUCCCACCGGAGGUGUGCCCACCUGUCGCUACUUGUGCCAUCCCUGACGCCGUCAGCACCAUGAGUACAAGCUCCACCUCCAGUGAGAGUGAGGCGGAGCUAACCGAAAUAGGCCACGCCCCAAGUGCAGCUGAUCCUGCCUACAACAUCAACUCCCUCCUCGCGAAGGAAAUUAAACUGUUGACUGAGUGAGCUGAAAAAACAGCCACUACAUGCACACACAAACACACAUACACUGAAAAAUACACAUACAUACAGUGGUCAAAUACAAACACACACACGUCAUACUAACCCACUGUGUAAACCCAUGCUGGUCUGAGGCUGCUCCCCUGAUGUUCCACUGACAAAGACUGCAAAUGUGUAGUGGUUUGUGUGUGGAAGUGCACUUGGUGAAGGGUACACUAGCCAAGCUUUCGUGCACUAGCUGAAGUGUAUAUUCCAACCAAGCUUUAGCGCGCUACCUGAGUGAGUGGUUGCCACUGUAGAUCAGGGUGCAAUGUACUGGAGAGUGUUUUUUCUUGAAGAUUUUUUCAAUAGUCAACACAUCAGUUAUCACCAAAUUAACCAAAUUAAACCAAAUUAAAAAGGCAGAGCUCGUUAGACGCACACUGUCCCAAACAGGUAUAGUGAGGGAGAAUGAAAUCGGUCCAUCAUUAACCCCAUUGCAAGGCUUGCCGAACAUGCUGUGGAGUGUGUUGCAUUGCUUUUAGCGUGGAGAGAGACAAAACCCUUUAUCAUCUGGUUAAACGAGUGCCCUCCCAUGUGCCCUGCCAAUGGGUGACUACACCCUCAGAAAAACCACACAGACACAAGCAUUAACACAUACAGAGAAAGACUGGAACAGCUGUACAUAUUCUCUUCCAAUUACAGUGGACUCACCUACAUCUGUACAGAGCAAGAAUUUGUUUACCAUGUUUUUAGCUUCAGUGGUUGUCUGUAUUUAAUAAAACUCUUUAUCACAAGCACAAAGACCUGUCACUCUGCCACUUUGGCUGAGGUGUUUUACUUGGUUACUGAGAUUUUAGUGGGUAGAGGUAGAAGAAGGAGCUGGUCUUGUGUCAGAACUUAGAGACCUCAACCUUUUGAUAGUGAAUCUCUUGUUUAGUUUUUACUCAGUUAACUCAUUUCACAGGUUUUAAAAUGUCAGACUUUGUACCCAUCCUGUACAAACUGAUUACAGAUGAAUUCACAUGACUGGAGGACUGAACUAGAGAUGGCACGAUACCACUUUAUUUUCUGAUACUGAUGUUGAAACUGUAUCUUCUGAUACCGAUUCACAAUUUUUUUUUUUCCCUUUAAAAACUACUAAGACUUAAGAGUAUCUAAAAGUAGGCCAUCAUUCUCAAACUACUCAAACACUACUACUUAACAGGAAGAAAUAUACCACAACAUUACAUCACACAAUGUGAGCGUGUGCCACUUCAGAUUUGUUAUAGGUUUGGAUCAGGUUCAUUCCCUCCCCCCUCCCUCUAAUACUGGAUUAGUUUUCAACUGAUAUCAGCCUGAUACCUGGUAUUGGUUCGGUGCCAUCUCUACUUUGGCCAUAUUCCAAUA
Molecule: messenger RNA, 3273 nt
Organism: Colossoma macropomum (tambaqui)
Lineage: Eukaryota; Metazoa; Chordata; Actinopteri; Characiformes; Serrasalmidae
Gene: rimkla
Product: ribosomal modification protein rimK-like family member A
Exons: 5
Coding region: 712-1911 (399 amino acids)
Biological process (GO): protein modification process
Cellular component (GO): cytoplasm
Molecular function (GO): ATP binding; metal ion binding; ligase activity, forming carbon-nitrogen bonds
Source: RefSeq, a predicted model, not a curated record